This is a messenger RNA of Gymnodraco acuticeps, 1043 nucleotides long. RefSeq lists its product as uncharacterized. The record is from RefSeq and is a predicted model, not a curated record. Bases 211 to 975 code for a protein of 254 amino acids. The transcript is spliced from 3 exons. Lineage: Eukaryota; Metazoa; Chordata; Actinopteri; Perciformes; Bathydraconidae.
AUCUAAAUGCUAAUUUCAGUUAGCGCGUCAAUGACGUUAUCCAUUAUAUGUUAGCAUUGAGCUAGCGGACCAAGCGCUAGUUAUUUGGCAAUUCACAACGCAGGCUGCUUGGAGGUGUGGCGGGGCACAAUGGCGCCGCUUUCACACCAAGCCCCCAGGAAGUGCGCCGGACUCUGAGGAGAACAUUCGAGAGUUAUUUCCCUCGGCAUUAUGAACGCGCAUCCAACCCACGGGACCGCGCCGCCCGGCACCUUCAUGUUACGUGUUCUGUACUACAUGCGUUUUACCCUUAACCAUAGACUAUUUUCCCAGGGACUGCAGCUAAGGCAAAUUGACUUGCUGCAGGAUGGCGUGGCAGGAAGCAGUCGCACGCUGUCAACAAUUAGCCUGAAGUUGAGGAAGGUCUGCAAGAGUGCAAUCAAGAGGAGAGAAAGGAGGGGAAAGCAGAGACUUGGAGGACCAAACGAAUUUGUCAUGCUGGACGAAAGCAACUUCUACCACAAAAGGAAGUAUGGUAGGGGAAGAUUCGGUCCUACGUGGAGGAGGAGAAAAUGGGUCUUUGGAAUGCUGGGCAUCAGAGGAAAAAGGAGAAGACCUAUCCUGAGGCUGGUGAAACAAAGAUCACGGCGCCACUUAAUUCCUCUGGUCACAAAAUACGUUCGCCAAGGGACCACGGUGAUAACGGACAUGUGGAGGGCAUACACCACUGCAAUCGCAGAAAGUGGCUUUGUCCAUUUCUCUGUGAACCACAGCCGGUCAUUUGUGAACCCAGACACAGGAGCCCACACCCAAAACAUUGAGCGGGCUUGGUCAACGUACAAGUCACAGGUCUGGAGACUGCAAAGAAACCGCACAGUGAAGACUCUGAAGAGUCAUCUUGCUUUCAUCGAGUGGACACAUUGGCUGGCAAAUGAACACAAAGAUGGUCCCUUAGGCAGAUUGCUGCAUGACAUACGCCACUUUUGCAAGUUCUGAUGCAACCUUGUUUUCAUUAUUAGUGUCCUUUGGAUUGUUGUUUAAAUAAAAAUGUAAACUUGAGUGCA